This is a messenger RNA of Rhineura floridana, 1953 nucleotides long. Its product is annotated as selenide, water dikinase 2-like. Gene Ontology annotation, cellular component: cytoplasm. The transcript has 8 exons. The record is from RefSeq and is a predicted model, not a curated record. NCBI's taxonomy places the organism in Eukaryota, Metazoa, Chordata, Lepidosauria, Squamata, Rhineuridae. Gene Ontology annotation, biological process: L-selenocysteine biosynthetic process. Gene Ontology annotation, molecular function: ATP binding; selenide, water dikinase activity.
CGAGAGUUAACCCGAUCAGGGAGAAGAGGCGAUGAAGCAUUCCCGCCCUUUCCUCUUAGUCAGUACUACGGGCCCGCCCAACAGCUCUUUUCACGAGCUCGAGCUCUUCCCCUUCAUCCUCCCCCCCUUUUCUGUUCUCUCGGGAACGCAGGAACAUUCUGUUUGGGAACCAUCAUGGCGGCGGUAGCUGGUUCUCCCUCAACCGGUCUCCCUUCCUUGACGACGGCCACUGCGAGCCCUGGCCCGCCUGGCUACCGGCCCUUCGAGCCCGAGGCGGUGGGACUCAGCCCAGGCUGGAGACUCACCAGUUACGGGGAGCUGCGGGGCUGAGGCUGCAAAGUCCCCCAGGAGACGCUGCUCAGGCUCCUGGAGGGACUCGGCGGUGCCCGGCCUGGAUUGGCCGGGGCGGGAGAGGCGAUAGUUGCUGGAAGUCCCGCUCCCAAUCUCGGCAUUGGAAUGGACUCCUGUGUGAUCCCAUUGAGACAUGGGGGUCUUUCCCUUGUACAGACGACAGACUUCUUUUAUCCACUAGUAGAGGACCCCUAUAUGAUGGGCCGCAUUGCCUGUGCCAACGUGCUGAGUGACCUCUACGCUAUGGGUAUUACAGAGUGUGACAACAUGCUUAUGUUGCUGAGUGUGAGCCAAAAAAUGACUGAGGAGGAGCAGGAGAAAAUCAUGCCACUGAUAAUCAAGGGCUUUCGGGAUGCAGCAGAAGAUGGUGGCACCUCAGUGACUGGUGGGCAGACUGUCCUGAAUCCUUGGAUCAUUGUUGGAGGGGUUGCAACAGUUGUAUGUCAGCCAAAUGAAUUCAUCAUGCCAGACAGUGCUGUUCCAGGAGAUGUCCUCGUGCUGACCAAACCACUGGGGACUCAAGUGGCUGUGAAUGCUCAUCAGUGGCUAGAUAAUCCAGAGCGGUGGAAUAAGAUUAAGCUGGUGGUCUCCAGAGAAGAUGUUGAACUGGCGUAUCAGGAAGCCAUGUUUAGUAUGGCAAUGUUAAACCGGACAGCUGCCAGUUUGAUGCACACUUUCAAUGCUCAUGCUGCUACAGACAUCACAGGUUUUGGCAUUCUGGGCCAUGCACAGAAUUUGGCCAAACAGCAGCGUAGUGAGGUGUCAUUCGUCAUCCACAAUCUGCCUAUAAUUGCCAAGAUGGCUGCUAUUAGCAAAGCAUGUGGCAACCGGUCAAGGCUUCUGCAAGGGACAUCCCCAGAAACAUCAGGGGGGCUACUGAUCUGUUUACCCCGAGAGCAGGCUGCUCGCUUCUGUGCUGAAAUCAAGUCUCCCAAAUAUGGAGAAGGACACCAAGCCUGGAUCAUUGGCAUUGUGGAAAAGGGCAACCAGACCGCUCGCAUCAUUGACAAACCUCGUAUUAUUGAAGUGACACCCCGUGGGGCCAGUGCUUCUCCUCAGGAUAACAAUUCCAGUGCCAGUCCUGAAGCUGCAUCAUGAGGUGGCAAAAUAGUUCUCUUCUAUCCACUGUAGACUCUGCCAUUGAAAAGGGCAGCACCUGAGCCUGUGGAUCAGUGUGCAGGUGCCUUCUAAAGCAAAAUGAUCCCCAGAAUAUUAUCUCCUUAUUGGUUGAUGGCCGAUUCCUUCCUGCCAUCUGAUGUGAUUAGUUGUGAAGCCUUUUCCUGCAAGCAUAUUGCUGGCACUCUUGAUCUGGAGAAGAUGGUAACUUGAAUUAUUUAUUGGAAUAGUUCUGCCUGUUCUUGAGCUCUCCCAGCUUUUGGUCAGACUGAGCAGCUGGUCCAAAAGGGGGGUGAGUAACUUAAAGCCAUUUGGUUGGGCCAGAGGUCUCUCCUCUCUUUAUGAAGCACCUCCCUUGAAACCCAGCUAUGGGCUUGGAGGAGCAGAAGAAACCUGGAGGAGCAGCACCAAGCGCAGCUUCAUGGAUUGUUCCUUGGGUUGUAAAUUAUUGGUGAUUGAGUUAAUAAAAAGUUGAUUUCUACAGUG